This is a messenger RNA of Trichobilharzia szidati, 1261 nucleotides long. NCBI's taxonomy places the organism in Eukaryota, Metazoa, Platyhelminthes, Trematoda, Strigeidida, Schistosomatidae. The record is from the annotation of a GenBank genome assembly.
AUGAAUCAGUUAUUCACACCGGAGAGGAAGAAUCUAUCAGCGCCUAUACAUCACCACGAGUUAAUGAAUACACCUCCGUUUACUCCACUGCCUAAAUAUGAAGAAAUGAUGACUCCAGAGUUGAAACGUGCUUUGUCUAAAUACGGUGUUAAACCUCUUCCACGGAAACGUGCUGUUCUACUAUUAAAAGAGAUAUACAAUCAACUGCAUCAAUACGAAGAAACUGACGUGAACCAGAGUGAAUCGACACGUAAUAAUGAAGGAUCUGAAAUCGUUUCAAACCAUGACAACAGAGAUCCUCCUACCCUUGGAAGCAGCAGUUCUAGUAGUAACAAUAAGAGUAAUAAUAAUAAUAAUAAACGCAAUACCAAGUCAAAUAAACCUAAACCAACUAAACAUCAAAACGUUUCAUCUUCUAUCCAAGGUGGUGGUAUUUCCUCAGUAUCCAAUAGUAUUAGUAGUACUAGUACUAGUAGUACCAGUAGUCAUUAUUAUCAACAGACGACGACGUCACAGUCAUCAACCUCACCGAUAAUGAGAGCCGUGAUAACUACAAGCACUGCAACAACAACAACAAUUACUGCUGCGACUACUUCUACAACUUUAUCCUCUACCUCAACUUCUCUGGACCACUACCACAGCAGUAAUAGCAACACACAGUAUUGCGCAUAUGAUGAUGAAACUGUUGCUGUCCUUGAACAGAUGUCUAUCUUAGAUAAUGCUGAAGACGAGGAGGAAGUAGAAGGCGUGAUUGAAGACGGUUGUAAUAAAAAGCAACAAAGUGAUAAGGAUAAGAAUUCUGUACAACAAACUGUAUUGAAUUAUCUGAAGAAUGAUGCCAAUUUAUAUAUGAAUAUCUUAACAUAUACGCCAUUAGAAUUUGAUAUUGUGCAUAAUAUGCUUAAAUCAGCUGGUAUCAUAAUUGGUCAACAGAAAUUAAUGAAUCUUUUAGAUGAUCAGUGUAUUACAUUCACUCUACGGAAUCGUGUUAAGCAUCAUAAUACGGCUAGCGCUAGUGGUGGUGGUGGUGGUGUAAUUCACGCGGUAAACGAUCAGUCAAUCCAAACAGAAAACUAUCAUCGAAUCAACGGAAACAUCAAACUCAUCAUAAAACCUGAAAUCUUUCUAUAUAGAAAUAUAUUAAUGUUGACUUUUGAAAUCUUUCGUCAACUGUGAAGUAUGAUAUCUAACAAUUUGUAUAUUUGUAUUUAUAUUUAAUUAUUUAUUUAUUUAUGUACUUCAUUAUUUCAUUACCUGUAAA